Sphaeramia orbicularis (orbiculate cardinalfish) is the source of this 1613-nucleotide messenger RNA. Its product is annotated as pulmonary surfactant-associated protein D-like. The transcript is spliced from 5 exons. The record is from RefSeq and is a predicted model, not a curated record. Bases 141 to 851 code for a protein of 236 amino acids. NCBI's taxonomy places the organism in Eukaryota, Metazoa, Chordata, Actinopteri, Kurtiformes, Apogonidae. Gene Ontology annotation, cellular component: multivesicular body.
UUCCUGUAAAAGGGUAGAGAAAGCUGCUUUUGAUUUUUUUUUUCUUUUUCUGGCUGGAUCUUUUCAACCCUUUUGCCAGUUUUGUUUGGAAAAAGCAAAGAAGAAGCACAGCGAGCAGAUUACUCCUCAUCUAAAAUAAGAUGAGGACUUGUCUCCUCUUCUGCCUUCUCUGCCUGAUGGUUCCUGUUAGUUUUGGUCAGAUUCCAGGUCCUCCUGGUCCUAAAGGUGACAAAGGGGAUCCUGGAUUUCCUGGGAUUCCUGCACGUCCUGGGAGUUAUGGUUUACCUGGUCUUCCUGGUCCAAAAGGAGACCCAGGACCAAGUGGACCACCUGGUUUCCCUGGACCUUGGGGACCUAAAGGACCGCCUGGAUAUCCUGGACCUAUUGUAAUGUGUGGACGAGAUCCCCAUGGUUCUGUUAGCCGUGAAUUUGAGGAUCUAAAGAAAAUCUUGGAGAACUUACAGCGACUUAUAAAGUAUGAGUUCAUCAGGAGAGCUGGUCAGAAAUACUUCGUGUCCUUCAAGGAGAGAGGCUCUUUCUCCAAAGCUGUUGACUUCUGCUCCCAGCAAGGAUUACAGCUGGCUUUGCCCCAAAAUGAGGAGGAGAAUAACGCACUGACUCAGGUGUUUGGUGAAGGUGACAAAACGGCCUGGAUCAGCAUCAACAACAGAAAAGCACAAGGGAAUUUUGCAGUCGAUCUGAAAAACCAACCUUUGGUUUUUACCAAAUGGGCAGAAGGGCAGCCGGACAGAUCAGUCCAGGAUACAGGCUGCACCAUGCUGACAGAAAACGGCUUCUGGACAGUCACACAAGAAUGCUCCCUGCAGGCUUACAUCAUUUGUCAGUUAUAAAUAGAACUCACUUUUGUUUCCCAAUCUCUGUGUUUUAACUUGUUACUAAACUAGAAAAUCUCACCUCCUCUCGAAAGCUGAGUACUGAAAAUCAUCAAAACAAUAACUAUGAAAAACCACAGAAAACAGUUCUACAGUUGUUCAUCCUUGUUCAUUUUAUAUCACUCAUAAAAUACUUAAAAUAUAAAAUCAUAUUUCAAAAGAGAAAUUAUAUCUUCAGCAGUAGAGAACAAAGAAAGAUCUUCAUUAUUAUCUUCAACUAUUGAAAUUGAAAAUACUGAAACAAAUGAAUUAUAAUCUUAGUAUAGAUAUUACAAAAACAGGUUUAGGCACCAAGGCUCGCUUCCUGUUUUGUUUUUUUUUUUUCUAAAACUAUAACAAGUACUAUAACAUUAAUUGUAGCUUUUGCAAAGACAUAAAAGCAUAUUAUGUCAAACUACAGUAAUAAAAUGUAUUUUGUGUCAUUAUUUUGAAGUGUUAUUUUUUUGGCUGAAUUAAAACCAUAUUUCAUUCACUUUUACUACAUUAUAGUCAUGGUUUUUCCAACUGUUACUCACAUGAGCCAGUACUGAAGCAAAAAUCAAAAUAGACAGAGAUAAAACAAACCAAAUGAUUAAAAGCUAUUUUUAAGUGGGAAAAAAUAUAGCACAAGUCUUAUAGGGGCGUGUAGAAGCCAAUAAUGUAAUAGCGACCCAUAACAUAAUAAAUUUGCUAUUUUUAAAUGUAAUAGGCCAAUAAUGUAAUAACUGGCCAAUAACGUAA